GCUGCUGCUGGCUGGCUGAUGCCCGACGACGUGAGAAAGUCUCAUUACACAUCGGGACGUUCGGUAGCGAGGCGGGAUUUCCAUUUUCCGCUCCUUGCUGCACUUCGUCAUUUUUUACAAAUAUUACGAGAAAAACUCUCUGUAUUUGAUAUUUGGUCGUUGUUACUGUUCGUCGAAUGUCAAUUACCCAACGUACUUAACACAGAGAAAGACCAAACCGAAAGGACCAAGAACUUUUGAACACAAUUCAACCCGUAUAUGUACAUGUACACGACUUACACUGUACGUUGCGCUGAUUGUUGUUCGAACGACAAUUUUUGAAAAAUAAACAGAAAAGAAUUACCAGAGAAGAGUGAGGCGAAAUAUAUAAAGUAACAUGGAAAUCGUACCGACUCCUCUUUCGCCCCCAGCGUCACCAAGGCUCAGGCCAACGCACGUAGAACCGAUGCAAUUGUCCUUCAGCGUAGCUGCGCUCCUCGGUGAUAAACUAUCCGCAAAAGGGUGUUGCAACAGCGGUAACAACGCCGUCAAGAGCAACAGCAACAACAACAACAACAACAACAAUGGAAACGGCAUUAUAAAAGCAAACUUGAACUACAGGACAGCUUCGACGCAUCCUGACCUACCGCCAACACCGCAGCCAUCCGAUGGUGAGGAUGAUGAACCACCGAACAAACGACGAUGUGUCGAAAAAUGCGAGCUUGCCAAGUUACUUUUGGAAGGAGAAACACCGCCACCGAGUCCGGAGCCGCCUCGAGCCUCGGUGAUAAUGCGAGCGAACCGUGACGGCACAUGCACCCCGGCGACUCUGUCGGAUCUAAUCUGCAGACCCGGAAGUUCAGCCGGAGCUCGGGAAGAGCGUCCGGCCGCAGCGGUGCCGCCGCGUCGGCCGUCGCCUGAUCCGCAGACGGAGAACGUGCUGAAGAGCCUAAAGUUCAAAAUGGGAACUCGAAAAGAGGAGAUAUUCGUGAACAGCAAGAACACGGACCGUGACACCAGCGCCACUCAACCGAAGCUUCAACUCUUGGCGCCAAAACCCGCCCCCGUCGCAAUGGUUACAGGAAUCGUCGGCUCCCCGCUGGUUCUUCCCCGAGCUCCGCUCUUCCUGGUUACAGCUUCGGCUGCUGCACCGUCGGUGGCGCCACCGUCGACGACUCCGUCAGUAACCGCAUCGGCCGCUCGACGCCGCGUUUGGGAGUGCGAGUACCCGGGAUGCGGCAAGAACUACUUCAAGUCAUCCCACCUGAAGGCCCAUACCCGGACGCACACCGGCGAACGGCCCUUUCCUUGCCCACACGAGGACUGCGGACGGCGGUUUUCCAGGAGCGACGAACUGUCCAGACACAAACGGACGCACACCGGCGAGAAAAAGUUCGUCUGUCCUGUUUGCCAGCGCCGGUUCAUGCGCAGCGAUCACCUCGCGAAGCACGUCAAACGGCACUCUCGAGACCGAGUUCAACCCCAGCCACAGCCUCUCAGGCUCAGCCUGCUGCCCGUUAUUGCGCCCCGAGUUCAAAAUCAACAGAAUCCACUGCCUCCUAGAUUGGCAGCGUGAUCAACGCUCGCUUGAUCAUGAUUCAACGUGUGACUGUGAUUUUUACGUAUAGUAUAAUAAUACGAUAUUUUUAACAGAUGUAAAAAAGAGAGAGUGUGAAUGUAUGUCUGCGUGUGAUAACGUGGAUGUUUGAAAGAAUGAGAAAGGGAGAGUAUUUAUUUUUCAUUAAUAUCGGUCGCCGUAUGUGUGUUUUUCUCUAUAAUGCGUAUAAUUGAUUUUGUAAAAAUGGAACAGAGUUUUGUUAUGUCGUAAAAUAUUGGUUAUUUUAUUUUUUUUUUUUUUUUUUUUUUUGCAUGCUGGGUACUCGGGGCGCUUUAUAUUGUAAAGUAUGUACAUAAUUAUUAUAGAUUAUAUGAUACAUAUUGUGUGUGCAUGAUAGAAAAGAAAAGAACCACACGUUGUAUAUUACGAGCUUACCGAAUUAAGCUUCUGUCAACACAAGACUUAUUACGGAUAAUGAAAAAAAACAAAAUACAAAAAAAAAAAUUUGUACAUGAAAACUAUAAUAUAUUAUACAAAUCUAUAUCUACGUGCAAUAAGACUAAUUAAAUAAGACUUGCAUACUUUCGUACAUCAUUAUUAUUAUCAUAAAGAUAUCUAUAUAUCUAUAUGAUAUAUCAAAUAAAUACCUAAAGAUAUUUA
Molecule: messenger RNA, 2197 nt
Organism: Neodiprion fabricii
Lineage: Eukaryota; Metazoa; Arthropoda; Insecta; Hymenoptera; Diprionidae
Product: Krueppel-like factor 10
Exons: 3
Coding region: 377-1555 (392 amino acids)
Biological process (GO): regulation of transcription by RNA polymerase II
Cellular component (GO): nucleus
Molecular function (GO): RNA polymerase II cis-regulatory region sequence-specific DNA binding; DNA-binding transcription factor activity, RNA polymerase II-specific
Source: RefSeq, a predicted model, not a curated record